UGUUGAAGUGGUUCAUUCGGUGAUAUUGACAGAUUGAGUGCAAAGAAAGCAAACAACGCAGCAGUUUUAAUUUUAAUCAAUAAUAAUAACAUUAAAACAGUGCUAGCAAAAUCGAACACAGGUGUUUAAAGCUACAACAAACUUUCUCGGCAACGACAUCUGCCCUGACCCCCUUUGUAGUCAGCAGUAAUUUCAGUACACCUGAACUCUUAAUAAGUGGGCCUGGUGCACUGGAUAACAGUUAAUUAUCUACCUACAUAUAUAUUCAAUAACUUGGGGAACGUGAACAGCAAAGCUUGACAUAACGGUGACGUAGACAAAGGCGAAAUGGAAAUCGCUGCAAGCGUUGAGUAAUUCAAUAAGCACACAUUAAACAGCCGUAUAGAGAAUAAAUGCGUAAACACCUAACGUAUGCACAUGCAUAAAUAUCUACAUAUGCAAUAUGCAUAAGCACUCAUACGUCCUUAUGGUAGUAAACACUUGAAGCUCCAAACGCUGCUAACAAUUUUCAAUUUUAACUCGCACUCGUCGCCGUCAUCGUCAGCAACUACUUUCAUGUGGUGUGAAACGGUCACGCAUCUUAAUGUCAGCUUCAGCUUCGUUCACAUCACUAACUUCAUUAAGACGUAAAAUAAUAAUAACAAUAAGCAACAUCUACGAACUAUAUCAAGUACAGUACAAUAUACAAACAUAUGUAUGUAUGUAUGUAUGAACGUAAAUCGACGAAAACGCAAAAUUAUUAAAACGCACAAACACAAUUCACCUUAACCGAUGUUCAUCUUCAUCAUCGUAUUACUGGCAACAUUGUCUAUUGCCACCAUAAUCGUUUUGUCGGUGGUUGGCCGCUUGGACAGCGGUAAUCGUAAUCGUUCGAAUGAACACAACACAGACUGCGAGCAGCAUAACGUACAAAAUAACAAAACAUCGGGUGAGCCGCUAAAGGAACCGUCACAGAUCGCCAGCAACAAUAGUGGGGAUUGUGGGAGCCGUAUUAAAAAAGUACAAUUUUCGAAUGAGAAUAUCACAAUAGAGAAUCAUCACAAUAACGUUGACGGCAGUGGUCAGCUACACAAUACGCAUUGUAAUAAGAGUAAUCAUAGUGACAUCAGCAUCAGCAAAAACGAAAUCAGCAUGAGUAACGAUACUUCUGCUGAACGUCCCAGCUUCCUGGUUGGAGAUGAAAUCGAUGCCAAUGGACAGGAUGAGGUCAGUGAAGCUGGCGAUGAAUUCCCACAGAAGAUGCAACAUGAAAAUCGCCCACAGAUCGACUUAAUGGAACGUCGUAAACGUUUGAGGCCCAGCAUGUCGCGUGGCACUGGUCUUGGCCAGGAUCGAUAUCAGGACCGAGAUUUUCAUAUUGCCACACCGGAAGAGUUUGUCAAAAAGUUUGGUGGUACGCGCGUCAUUAAUCGUGUACUGAUUGCCAAUAACGGUAUUGCCGCCGUAAAAUGUAUGCGCUCGAUUCGUCGUUGGUCCUAUGAGAUGUUCAAGAAUGAACGUGCUGUUCGCUUCGUUGUGAUGGUCACACCUGAGGAUCUGAAAGCCAAUGCGGAAUACAUCAAGAUGGCAGAUCACUAUGUCCCAGUGCCUGGUGGUGCAAAUAACAAUAACUACGCCAACGUUGAGUUGAUCGUGGACAUUGCACUACGGACUCAGGUUCAGGCUGUCUGGGCUGGUUGGGGACAUGCUUCCGAGAAUCCGAAAUUGCCGGAAUUGUUAAAUAAGGAGGGUCUUGUCUUUCUGGGCCCACCCGAUCGUGCUAUGUGGGCGCUUGGUGAUAAAGUUGCUUCAUCAAUUGUUGCCCAGACCGCCGAAAUACCAACUCUGCCCUGGUCUGGCUCCGAGCUGAAGGCCCAGUACACUGGCAAGAAAAUUAAGAUUUCGAGUGAAUUGUUUCAACGCGGUUGCGUUAGUAACGCCGAGGAGGGCCUGGCAGCAGCCAAGAAAAUUGGCUUCCCAGUCAUGAUUAAAGCCUCCGAAGGUGGUGGUGGUAAAGGUAUACGUCGUGUAGAUAUUGCCGAGGAAUUCCCCGCCCUUUUCCGUCAAGUGCAAUCUGAGGUACCCGGCUCACCCAUAUUUGUGAUGAAACUUGCGCGCGGCGCCCGCCAUCUUGAGGUGCAAUUGCUUGCCGAUCAGUAUGGCAAUGCGAUAAGUUUGUUUGGACGUGAUUGCUCCAUACAACGUCGCCAUCAAAAGAUUAUCGAGGAGGCACCAGCGAUUAUUGCACAGCCCGAAGUAUUUGAGGAUAUGGAGAAAUCCGCUGUUCGUCUAGCGAAAAUGGUGGGCUACGUAAGUGCUGGUACUGUGGAAUAUUUAUACGAACCAGACGGGCAAUACUAUUUCCUAGAAUUGAAUCCGCGUUUGCAAGUGGAGCAUCCUUGUACAGAAAUGGUAUCAGAUGUAAAUUUGCCUGCUGCGCAAUUGCAAAUCGGUAUGGGUGUACCCCUUUAUCGUUUGAAAGAUAUUCGUCUUUUAUAUGGUGAGUCACCAUGGGGCUCGUCGGUGAUAGAUUUUGAAACGCCUGUGAAUAAGCCACAACCAUCAGGACAUGUAAUUGCUGCACGUAUUACAUCGGAAAAUCCAGAUGAAGGUUUUAAGCCGAGUUCAGGUACGGUGCAGGAGUUGAAUUUCCGUUCCAGUAAGAAUGUGUGGGGCUACUUUAGUGUCGCCGCCUCGGGUGGUUUGCACGAAUAUGCCGAUUCACAGUUUGGUCACUGUUUCUCUUGGGGAGAAAACCGAACACAGGCUAGAGAAAAUCUUGUUAUUGCCCUGAAGGAGCUUUCCAUUCGUGGUGAUUUCCGCACCACCGUUGAAUAUCUAAUAACACUGCUGGAAACCAACAGUUUUCUAGACAACAGCAUUGAUACUGCUUGGUUGGAUGCAUUGAUUGCAGAACGUGUACAAUCUGAUAAACCCGAUAUACUUUUGGGUGUUGUUUGUGGUGCUUUGCACAUCGCUGAUCGCCAAAUCAAUGAGGCCUUCUCAAGCUUCCAAACUUCACUUGAAAAAGGCCAGAUUCAAGCAGCCAACACGCUAACAAAUGUAGUCGACGUAGAGCUAAUCAACGGCGGGCUGCGUUACAAGGUGCAGACCGCAAAAAGCGGCUCAAACUCUUACUUCCUACUCAUGAAUAAUUCGUACAAAGAAGUUGAUAUCCAUCGUCUGUCUGACGGUGGUCUCUUGAUUUCACUCGAAGGCGCCUCGUAUACGACUUACAUGAAAGAAGAAGUAGAUCGAUAUCGUCUAAUAAUUGGUAAUCAAACAUGUGUCUUCGAAAAGGAAAACGAUCCCUCUCUUUUGCGCAGUCCAUCCACCGGUAAAUUAAUUAAUUUAUUGAUAGAAGAUGGGGCGCAUGUUUCCAAGGGACAAGCCUAUGCUGAGAUAGAGGUAAUGAAAAUGGUAAUGACACUCACUUCUCAAGAAGCAGGCACUGUGUCAUUCUUACGUCGUCCUGGUGCAGUACUGGAAGCUGGUUCACUUCUGGGGCACUUGGAAUUAGAUGACCCAUCAUUGGUAACAAAAGCACAGCCUUAUAAAAACCCCUUCCCGCAAUCCGACAAUCUACAAGUGCCUGAGAAACUCAAUCGUACGCACAAUAUGUUCAAAGCAAUUUUGGAGAAUACAUUGGCCGGUUACUGCCUACCCGAGCCGUAUAACGCACAACGUUUACGCGACGUCAUCGAAAAAUUCAUGACAAGCUUGCGCGAUGCUUCAUUACCGCUGCUCGAAUUACAAGAGGUGAUCGCCUCUAUAUCAGGUCGUAUACCCGUGUCUGUAGAGAAAAAGAUACGCAAAUUGAUGACGUUGUAUGAGCGCAACAUAACAAGUGUUUUAGCACAAUUCCCAUCGCAACAAAUAGCCGCGGUCAUAGACAGCCAUGCUGCUACGCUACAGAAACGCACCGACCGUGACGUGUUCUUCCUAACCACGCAGAGUAUUGUACAGCUGGUGCAACGCUAUCGCAAUGGCAUUCGGGGACGCAUGAAGGCCGUCGUGCACGAGCUAUUGCGCCAAUAUUAUGAAGUCGAGUCUCAGUUCCAACAUGGCAGCUAUGACAAGUGCGUGGCUUUGGUGCGCGAAAACAGCAAGGACGAUAUGCAAAAGGUAGUCAAUACCAUCUUUUCCCAUGCCCAAGUUUCGAAGAAGAAUUUACUGGUGACAUUGCUUAUUGAUCAUUUGUGGUCGUUUGAGCCCGGUCUCACUGAUGAGCUCGCAAAUACCCUGAGCGAACUAACAUCGCUAAAUCGUGCUGAACAUUCACGCGUCGCAUUGCGUUGUCGCCAAGUGCUGAUUGCCGCCCAUCAACCAGCAUAUGAACUGCGUCACAACCAAAUGGAAUCCAUCUUUUUAUCUGCGGUUGAUAUGUAUGGCCAUGACUUCCAUCCGGAGAACCUGCAACGUCUCAUAUUGUCUGAGACGUCGAUAUUUGAUAUUUUACACGAUUUCUUCUAUCACACAAAUCGUCAAGUUUGCAAUGCUGCGCUGGAAGUUUACGUAAGACGCGCCUAUACAUCCUACGAGCUUACUUGCUUGCAGCAUUUGGAAUUGUCUGGUGGCCUGCCAAUUGUGCACUUCCAAUUUUUACUUCCCACCGCUCACCCCAACAGACUAUUCCCACGCAUGGUGCAAGACGGCGGUGAGCCUGCUACGAAAGUGCUCGGUUCGUCCUUCAUGCGUACCGGCUGCAUGUCUGCGUUCGACUCAUUCGAACAUUUCGAGAUGUAUUCGGAUGAAAUCUUGGAUUUAUUGGAGGACUACGCAUCGCCCGCCUUUGUAAGCGCGAAGAUCUUAGAAGCCGUCGAGGCCGUCGAUUCCAUUUCCGAUGGACGCCUUAGCACCUCAAUCAAUGUCUCACUCUCCGAUCCCAUUACCCGCGCAAACGCUGUGGAAGAGGCCAAAUCUACCGAACCCAUUCACAUAGUGAGCGUUGCAGUACGCGACAACGGUGAUAUGGAUGAUAUACAAAUGGCGCACAUUUUUGGCAAUUUCUGUAAACUGCAUCGCGAUGAACUGUUUCAACGCCGCAUACGCCGCAUUACCUUUGCAGCGCUGAAAAAACGCCAAUUCCCGAAAUUCUUCACAUACCGUGCGCGCGAUAACUUCGAAGAGGAUAGAAUAUACCGACACCUGGAGCCAGCUUGUGCUUUCCAACUCGAAUUGAAUCGUAUGAAAUCAUAUGAAUUGGAGGCCUUACCAACAGCAAAUCAAAAAAUGCAUCUCUAUCUGGGUAAGGCUAAGGGUUCGAAGAGUCCGGAGGUCACCGACUAUCGUUUCUUCAUACGGUCCAUUAUCCGGCAUUCGGAUCUUAUCACUAAGGAAGCUUCUUUCGAAUAUUUACAAAACGAAGGCGAGCGGGUAUUGCUAGAGUCAAUGGACGAAUUGGAAGUGGCCUUCUCACAUCCGCAUGCCAAGCGCACUGAUUGUAAUCAUAUUUUCCUAAACUUCGUGCCAACAGUAAUAAUGGAUCCAGCGAAGAUUGAAGAAUCCGUUACGAAAAUGAUAAUGCGCUACGGCCCGCGCCUAUGGAAGUUGCGCGUGCUACAAGCGGAGCUGAAAAUGCUCAUUCGUCAAUCCCCGCAAGCGCCGACGCAAGCCAUACGGUUGUGUAUUGCCAAUGAUUCGGGUUACUUCUUAGAUAUAGCUAUGUACACGGAAGUCACAGACCCAGAGACGGGAAUCAUCAAAUUCAAGGCAUAUGGAGAGAAACUAGGCUCACUGCAUGGCCAUCCAAUAUCAACGCCUUACAUGACAAAAGAUUUUCUGCAACAGAAACGGUUCCAGGCCCAACAAAAUGGCACAACUUAUGUCUACGACAUACCGGAUAUGUUCCGUCAAAUGACAGAGCGCCACUGGAAGGAGUUCUCGAAAGCACGUCCCACCGUAGACAUAAGAAUACCCGAAAAAAUUUUGAUCGAAUGUGUAGAACUGGUAUUAGAUGAUGAUAAUCUCAUUGAGAUGCAGCGCUUGCCUGGCGAGAAUAAUUGUGGUAUGGUUGCAUGGCGCAUUGUGCUAGCCACUCCAGAGUACCCCGAAGGGCGCGAAAUGAUUGUAAUUGCCAAUGACCUGACAUUUUUGAUUGGCUCUUUCGGCAUCAAAGAAGACGUUCUCUUCAAUAAAGCCUCGCAGUUGGCACGCAGCAGAAAAGUGCCUAGGAUAUAUAUUUCGGUGAAUAGUGGAGCGCGUAUCGGUCUUGCCGAAGAGGUGAAAUCAAUGUUUAAGGUAGCAUGGGAAGAUCCUGAAGAGCCAGACAAGGGUUUCAAAUAUCUCUAUUUGACCACGGAAGACUACAGCAAAGUGGCAAGUUUGAAUUCAGUGCGUGCUAUACUUAUCGAAGAUGAGGGUGAGCCACGCUAUAAGAUUACCGACAUCAUUGGCAAGGAAGAUGGUUUGGGUGUGGAGAACUUGCGCUAUGCCGGUUUAAUUGCCGGUGAAACGUCGCAGGCGUAUAACGAAAUUGUCACCAUGUCUAUGGUAACUUGCCGUACCAUUGGUAUAGGUUCGUAUGUGGUGCGUCUGGGCCAACGUGUCAUACAGAUCGACAAUUCGCACAUCAUUCUAACGGGUUACGCAGCACUGAACAAGCUACUUGGACGCAAGGUUUAUGCCUCUAAUAACCAAUUGGGUGGUGUACAAAUUAUGUACAACAAUGGUGUCACACAUAAGACUGAAGCUUUGGAUCUCGACGGUGUGUAUACUCUUCUUCAAUGGCUUUCAUACAUUCCAGCGUACAUCGGUUGUGAUGUACCGAUUGUGCUGCCGAAUGAUCGCAUCGAUCGCUCAGUAGAUUUUAUGCCAACGAAAUCCCCAUAUGAUCCUAGAUGGAUGCUAGCUGGGCGAGUAAAUCCUGCCAAUUCAAAUGAAUGGGAAAAUGGUUUCUUCGAUCGUGAUAGCUGGGCAGAAAUCAUGAAUUCUUGGGCGAAAACCGUUGUGACAGGACGUGCUCGCCUAGGUGGCGUACCAGUAGGUGUUAUUGCUGUUGAAACUCGCACUGUUGAAGUCGAAUUACCCGCUGAUCCUGCUAAUUUAGACUCUGAAGCCAAAACACUUCAACAAGCUGGGCAGGUCUGGUAUCCAGAUUCUUCUUAUAAAACAGCUCAAGCCAUCAAAGAUUUUGGACGUGAGGAGUUACCGCUGAUAAUAUUUGCGAAUUGGCGUGGGUUCUCUGGCGGCAUGAAGGACAUGUACGAACAGAUAAUUAAAUUUGGCGCUUAUAUUGUGGACGGCUUGCGCGAAUACAAAAAGCCAAUAAUUAUCUACCUGCCGCCAAAUGCUGAACUGCGUGGAGGCGCUUGGGCCGUCUUGGAUUCGCUAAUUAAUCCACGCUAUAUGGAAACGUAUGCAGACCCAGAGGCACGCGGUGGCGUAUUGGAGCCAGAGGGUAUUGUUGAAAUCAAGUACAAAGAGAAGGAUCUGUUGAAGACAAUACAUCGUCUGGAUACGACGACUAUAGCGCUCAAACAAGAGUUGGAACAACUGAACGCUGCUGGGGAUAAGAUCAAUGCCGCACUGGUUGAGGAAAAGUUGAAGACACGCAUCUCUCAACUGAUGCACGUGUACCAUACGGUAGCAGUACACUUUGCAGAUCUUCACGACACGCCAGAGCGUAUGUUGGAGAAGGAAUGUAUUAGCGAGAUUAUACCAUGGCGAGAUUCUCGACGCUUACUCUACUGGCGUCUGCGUCGUCUGCUUCUGGAAGAUGCUCUUAUUAAAAAAUUGAUAAAGGCACAAGAAAGUCUUUCGGUGGGGCAAGCCAAACAAAUGUUGCGUCGCUGGUUGGUAGAAGAUCGAGGUGCCACAGAUUCGUAUAUCUGGGAUAAAAACGAAGAUAUGGUGCAUUGGUAUGAAGAGCAGAAAGGACCUGACUCCGUUGUUACAAAGAACAUAAACGCCGUAAAGCAAGAUGCGAUUAUCUCGAGAAUUACAGAAAUGCUGGAGGAUUGCCCGCAUGUUGCUUUAGAUGCUGUGGUGAGCAUAUGCCAAGGUCUGACACCAAUGAAUCGCGGUACUGUGGUACGUACUUUGGCACAAUUAGAACUGAAUGAGGAGACGACAGCAUCGAAUACGCAGGGAUGAUACCGCACUUCUUAAGCCACAAAAGAAACUGUUCAAGAGUUUUCUUGCAGCUCAUGUACAUAUAUGAUAAAUUAUCAUACAUCCCCAUCUACAAUACGCAACGAAGCUUAAGCCCUUAGUAAAACUGUAAAUAUUUAAGCAAACACAGAAUGAGCGGAUACUUCUUCUUUAUUGCUUUGUCAUCAAUACUUCAUAUAUUUACGCAAGUUGUUUUAAUUUAGUAUAUUAUGUACAUUUGCUUUAUUAAAGAUGAAAUAUUUAAUGAGAAGCUAAAUUUAUAUUUCGAGGGAUUGUUUGUGUGUCCGUUCACAAUUCAUAAAUAUAAGAAAAAAAGAAAGCGGCAGCACAAUAUAUACUUUCUUUAGGCUUUUUUUUUUAAUAAUAUAAAACAGCACGUCGGUUUUCAAACUAUGUUUUGUAUAUUUAAUUUAAUAGCAUAUUUUUGAAUUGUUAAAAUGUACAGAAAUUUAUAAAAAUUAUUAAAACUCUUAGUAAUAGAAAUUUUGAAAUGUAUCCAAACACAAUAUUUAGCCGUGUAAUAAGUGUGAAUUAUCGAACAAAAAGUGGAUGUACAUAUUGCAAAUUGGAAACCUUUUAAGUAUCCACAAGAACAUCAAAAAUAUAUCCAGCCACCGGCUGGUCAAUAUUAAAUAAAUGAAAAUAUAAAAUAUUAAAAGAA
Anastrepha obliqua is the source of this 8752-nucleotide messenger RNA. RefSeq names its product acetyl-CoA carboxylase (gene ACC). The record is from RefSeq and is a predicted model, not a curated record. Gene Ontology annotation, biological process: fatty acid biosynthetic process. Gene Ontology annotation, molecular function: ATP binding; metal ion binding; acetyl-CoA carboxylase activity. NCBI's taxonomy places the organism in Eukaryota, Metazoa, Arthropoda, Insecta, Diptera, Tephritidae. Bases 772 to 8073 code for a protein of 2433 amino acids. The transcript has 20 exons.